Molecule: messenger RNA, 3276 nt
Organism: Callorhinchus milii (elephant shark)
Lineage: Eukaryota; Metazoa; Chordata; Chondrichthyes; Chimaeriformes; Callorhinchidae
Gene: tmem170a
Product: transmembrane protein 170A
Exons: 3
Coding region: 105-518 (137 amino acids)
Biological process (GO): endoplasmic reticulum tubular network organization
Cellular component (GO): endoplasmic reticulum membrane
Source: RefSeq, a predicted model, not a curated record
CAGGUUAGGUUGCGCAGUGAUGGCGGCCGCACGGGAACGUCGGGGGCCCUCCGAUCCGCUUGAACCGUCGCCGUGAAGGAAAGGGUUUGUUUGAUGGCCGAGACAUGCACAGCGCGGGCUCCUUCUCCGUGCAGCAGAUCCUGAGCCUGGGCCUGAUCCCUCGGGCGGGCAACGCCACCUGCCCCAGAAACAUCACCACCUCCUUAUGCGAAUUCUCCGAAAUGUGGUAUGGAGUGUUCCUUUGGGCUUUGUUAUCCUCUGUUUUUAUCUACGUUCCUGCUGGGUUGCUGGGAUUCGUCAUGCUCCGGCACCACAAAUAUGGACGUUUCAUAUCUUUGGGUAUCAUCGGAGGCAUCCUGGGACCCAUCAUUGCAGCAGUGUUGACGAGUGCAGCUAUAGCAGGUGUCUACCGGGCUGCCGCAAAGCAAAUGGUGCCUCUUGAAGCGCUGGUGCUGGGAAUAGGACAGAUAUUUUUCGUUGUUGCCAUUGCCUUCUUACGAAUUUUAGCGACUUUGUAGCAGAGGCAUUCUGCUUGUUUGCAAGGUCCAGGCAAACUGAAGCCCAAGUUUCACAACUUCACUAAACUUGUGGUAGAUGUGGAGAAGAUGCACCUGUACUUUUGCAGAAUCCAACCAAGUCCCAUGUCAAUCAUUGCUGCUCAUUCAACACAGGAACUGGCAACGAGCUGCAAUCCAGGCUUCUGCGGUGUGUUAGAAGAACAAAGGAUGCACAUAUUAAUUUUGUUGCUACAUUUGCUUAAGUAUUGAGAUCUGUUCUUAUUAAAACUCAAAGCAAAAAAAAGGUGACACUCGGAUUAAAAGUAGGGCAUCACUUUUGCACACGUUUUCAAACUUUUUAAAAGAAACUGUACAGUUUUUUUCAAGUUAAAGACUACUCUAGAGUAUGCAUGUUUAUUGUAUUAUGACAGUAAAAGCCACUUCAAGUCUUUUUAGUUUGUUAAAAGGAAUUCAGAACUUGUCACAUUUGAAUUGUGCCCAUUGUAUCUAAAUGCUUCACCAAUUAUGGUAAAAGAGUCAGGCAAGUCAAACGGAAGUGCUACCAAAGGCAAGGCCAGGUAAGUAUAUAAUCUGAAGGUAUUCCAGCUUUCUACAGCUUAAACAAGGUGAACAAGAUCAGUCAUACCAAUAUUGGACUCUCCUGUGUCCAGUAGUUUGCAUAGGAAUAUACAGAACUGGAAUAAAGUAUUGCAGCUCAUCUGCUCAGUCCUACCAUUUGAAAAUCUGGUGCCCAAGAAUUCUCCCUUGCUGUAAUUUAUUCCAUUAUUUACAGCUCGUUAGUUUGCAAACUACUUUUUAGAAAUUACUGAAUUGUUAUAUUUGACGGUUAAAUGGCCACAGUGAAUACCUAACAAUCAUUCUAUUACCACAGAUAACUAUGCCUCAUAGUAGAAUCACUGCAGCCAGACAACUACUAUGAUUCUGAUGGUAAAUAUGCUAUUUAUUCACCACCCUUUCUCAUUGUACAGAAAACAAAAAGAAAAUAUCUAGAUUAAUAACUGAUAAAGAUGGUGGCGUGUUUGUGUUUUCAGCAGUUUUCCCAAGAGCCAAAAUUAGGGCCCAAGCCAGACCUUAUAUAUUCUGGUCCUACCAUAGAUUUUUAAGAGGAACUGAUACAUUAAGAGUGUGACUUUCUUAAGAGUUCAGAAUUACUACUGCAAGUUUUUUUUGCUGAGCCAAUGAAUGAAAUGUCAUCCCCAUCUGUAGCUAAUCACCUGGUCUUUGUGAUUGACUUUUUAACGAAGACACAGUAUUUGUCCAGACAAUGUGUGAAUAUCAUUCUUAAUUUUCAUUUCCAACUUCCAACGAGCUAAUAUCUAUUGGGUAAGGUCUGCCAUAGACUAACUGAAUUUAUACACAGUUCACUUGUGCCAAUCUUAAUUAAUUUUUAGUACUUGUUUAAAUCAAAAACAAGAGAAUGUUCUUGCAUUUAUAGCAGACAAUCCCAUCAUUUCUUUUCAUUGUGCUUUUUCAUAUUAAUCCUGACAUUGGAGUGUUCAGCUGUUUGUGGCCAUUCUCUCCCUUGUAAACCUCUGACAAGAAUCUGAGUUUGGCACAUGGUAAAAAGUUGCAUCUCAAAGUGCUUUGGUGUUUCUGUACUUGUCAUGGUUUGAUUGAUCAUUAUUAAUUUUCAUUCGACAAAGUUUCCUGGCAUGCGAGACAGUUGCCCCUGUAACACUCAGCACUUCCUCUGAUGUCUCCAGUGGAAUCAGCUUUCAUAUUCCCUUAUGUCCACAACAUGAUUUAACAGCAGAGUGAGGUAUAGCAGUGGAGUAUUUAUCUACUCCCUCAACUUCCUGCUUGUGCUCAACCCCAAGGCUUGCUUCUCACUGCAGUCACCAUUUACUCUGGACUCAGCAUCUGUUCCAGUUGAAUUCAACAGUUUCCUCUGUUGAGCUCCAGUGAUCCCAUUUUUUCUUUCUCUACUCUCGCAUAUACGAUUGAUAAUACAUUAGUCUUGCACAGACCACUUGACUAGCUUGUUUUUAAACGAAAUACCCAUUGUAAACUGAAUAUCCAAUGAGCAGCAAUGGAAUAUUAAGUCCACAAGACUUUUGUUUUUGCCUUUUCCAGUUGUUAUGAGGUCUUUGUCGCUCAUAACUAAACUGGUUAUUAAACUAAACAUAAUAAUCCACAGUUCCCUAAUGUAUCCUUUUUAAUGGUAACACAUUUUCAUGCACUUUUGUAAUUCAUUACUGAUUUGCUUAUGGAGUAAUGUAUAGGUAAUAUUAGUGAUAUUAAUAGUGCUCUGUGCAGCACAACAUAGAAACCUGCCAUACUGUGCCUACUGUCAUUUAUAUAUUAUACAGCAAAUUUAGUCUGGGUGUUCAAAAGUUUUUGGUAGCACCCUGUUUGUCGUUGAUUGUCUUAAGUUUAGGCAAAAACAUUCAAUAAUUGUCAUCUGCUUUUAUUGUACGCCUGACUCCUUUCGAGUAUUUACACAACUGGUAUGUUUAAAUAGCACAUAUUAAUCGAAAUGUAUCUUUAACCGGUAACUUUUCUAAAUGAGCAGUCAUGGUUUGGCAAAACCUAGGUUCAACUGACUAUGUUUGAUUGGUCUAUAAACGUGGUGGGUUUUAACAAUGUGAAUUGAAAGUUAUUAUGGGUUUUUACUGCUGUGUAAUGAUCAAACGUUUGUCUUGAAAUUUAUAUUGUUGGGGAAAUCAAAAUUUUAUUUUUCUACUUACAUGGCUAAUUUUGGUGACAUUUGCUGGUAAAUAUAUUUAUAAAAAAAUAAAUUUUGUUAAAUUGAUUGGAA